Molecule: messenger RNA, 600 nt
Organism: Telopea speciosissima
Lineage: Eukaryota; Viridiplantae; Streptophyta; Magnoliopsida; Proteales; Proteaceae
Exons: 2
Coding region: 91-600 (169 amino acids)
Molecular function (GO): protein binding
Source: RefSeq, a predicted model, not a curated record
AUGAUCUUCCUUUUAAAACCCUACUAAGGCAGAUUCACAGUCUCCUAGGAUUUGGGCAGAUUUCAAAUCUCCUAAUGGAACAGACAAUGGAUGUCAAGUAAAUCUCUUCCUUCAUUUGUUGGAACUUGGAAGGAUAAACCUUCUUCUGUUAUUCCUAACAAAGCGAAUAGAUCAUAUAUAGCCAUCCUUUGUUUUAUGGGAAAAUCACUCCCUUCUGCAGCGAGGUUACAAGAAUUUGCGAAGCUUACAUCAGAUAAGCUUAAAAAUCCUAAAAAGGCAAAACCCAUAUCGAAAAAUAUUAACUUUUCACCGGAAACAGCUAAAUCUGUCGAAUCAAAGCAAUUGAAAUUGAAAAUGGAGAAUAGUGAGGGACAGAUUCGUGUGCCGCUGAAGGAAGUGGUCUCUGAUUGCGUGAAGAGAUGGUUUCAAGACGCGUUCAAGGAAGCCAAGGCAGGGGAUACUGGUAUGCAGGUCUUGGUUGGUCAGAUGUAUUACAGUGGCUAUGGAGUUGCUAGAGAUGUCCAGAAGGGAAGAACUUGGAUUUCAAGAGCUUCAAGAAGUCGAUCUUCAGUUUGGAAGGUCAGCGAUAAAAGAAGAUGA